CUAUUUCAAAACUCUUUCUCAUUCUUUUCUUUUCCAUCAUUCCUCUCUCUUUCAUUAAAGUUUUAACACUCCCUUUUUUUUUUUUUUUCAUCUUACACUUAACUCUUGAUUUGAUAAUCCUUUUUUCUCAAUACCCUUUUCAAUUUUUGUUCUUAAUUCUAUAAUUUUCUAGGUUUUUGCUAAUUGGGUGAUUAUUAAUUGUUGAUCAUACAAUGUCUGAGAUUCCUGAAAAUCAAACCAAUGCGGCCUCAGUGUUGCGCAAUGAAGAUAUUGAUAAAAUUCAAGAAGGGAUGUCUGAGAUGAAGAUUGAGGAGAAAGAAAUUGGAGUGGGAGAAUUACAGAAAUACCCAGAUCGUCCCGGAGAGCCAGAUUGUUUAUACUAUUUAAGGACUGGUUCGUGUGGUUAUGGCACUAAUUGUCGUUUUAAUCAUCCUCUUCUUCCUCCUUCUAAGACUGCUCAAAAUACAAGUGAGCUUCCUCAGAGAGAAGGACAACCUGAUUGUGGGACUGCUCAAAUUACAAGUGUGUUUCCUCAGAGAGAUGGACAAAUCGAUUGUGGGUUUUUUAUAAAAACAGGAACUUGCAAAUAUGGCUCUUCAUGUAAAUAUCAUCACCCCCCGGACAGGCGUGGUGCAGGAAAUGUUACAUUGAAUACUUUAGGUUACCCUAUCCGUCAGGAGGAGAAGCCUUGCCCUUUUUAUAUGCGUACUUACGCAUGCAAGUUUGGAUCAGCAUGCAAGUUUGAUCAUCCCCAGCCCGUGUCAUUUGGGACCUCUUUACCGACGGGAUCUAAUUUUCCUUCAAAUACUACUUCUUAUGUUGGUACACCUCCAGCAUUGUACGCAGCAACUCCUGUUGUCCCUAGUCCUCAGACAUAUAUGCCUGUGGUGUACCCUCCUUUGCAGACUCUACUUACUGGCCAAUGCUGGAAUACUCAUAUGGGAAAUUUUAGCUCCAUGCCUGCUUCCGCUAUGACGGGGCCAAAUUUUGUUUAUAACCCUAUGAAUCAAAGUGAACUGACUACCAGCGCACCAGUCAACUUAUCGACAAAGACCAUCUCUAAUACUGGUGAGAGCCGUGAUCAGCCUGAAUGCAAAUAUUUUUCGAGCCCCGGAGGCUGUAAAUAUGGUUCAAAUUGUAAAUUUCACCAUCCAAAGGAAACGAUGGCUUAUAUUUUAGGUCCCCACGGCUUCCCUCUAAGACCGGGAGAAGAUCCCUGUGCUCACUUUAGAUCGUAUGGAAAUUGUAAAUACGGUCCUACUUGCAAAUUCGACCACCCAAUUUAUGUUACGAGUUAUUGUUUUGGAAUUCCGUCUCUACCAAUGGUUAUUCCCAACUCAACCGACGCUUCUCAAACGAAGAUAACUGAUUGGAUCCAGAAACCUGAGAUUGUUCAAGAUAAGAAACUUCAGAGUUCUCCGAGUAAAUCCAUGGAUCCCGCACAAGAGGUUCGUGGUGAUCAUCCGGAUAAUUCCAUCGUUGCUGCUGCUGUUUCAACUUCAGAACGUCCCCUUGAAAAUUUCGACUAAAUCAUUUUGUCUGCUUAACGACAUUGCCAAACCGCUCAUGCAAAAAGAAUCAAUUUUUUUGCCAAUUCUUUUUUGCGUUGGUUUUAUCUGACAAAGAAUAAAUUUUCCGGUGUGUGACUUGUAAUCCUUACCUUUUAAUCCCGUACUUUUGUAGAUUUGUUAUCUAUACUGUUGUGGAAAAGUUUUGCUGUGAUGCAGAGCAGGGACGAAAGAUAA
Messenger RNA from Amaranthus tricolor (Joseph's coat), 1745 nucleotides. RefSeq names its product zinc finger CCCH domain-containing protein 3-like. Lineage: Eukaryota; Viridiplantae; Streptophyta; Magnoliopsida; Caryophyllales; Amaranthaceae. The transcript is spliced from 7 exons. The record is from RefSeq and is a predicted model, not a curated record. The coding region runs from base 213 to 1529 and encodes 438 amino acids. Gene Ontology annotation, molecular function: metal ion binding; mRNA binding.